Messenger RNA from Spinacia oleracea (spinach), 3226 nucleotides. Its product is annotated as disease resistance protein RPM1. The transcript has 4 exons. The record is from RefSeq and is a predicted model, not a curated record. Lineage: Eukaryota; Viridiplantae; Streptophyta; Magnoliopsida; Caryophyllales; Amaranthaceae. Gene Ontology annotation, molecular function: ADP binding. The coding region runs from base 198 to 2999 and encodes 933 amino acids. Gene Ontology annotation, biological process: defense response to other organism.
GACAAAUACAGCCAAAUAGCCAAUGCACAAGAUCCAAAGUGUACCAUCUCAACUCUGCCUUUACUUUCUGUCAGCCCAGGGGCCGGGCCGGGCCAGGUUGACCCACUCUUGAAGACACAUAGAUUUCUAUAGCAUCCAGGAGUUGAAGGAUCAAAAGAAGUAGCUUUUAGAAGCUUUCAAGUCUUUUCAUUUCCAAAAUGGCUCUAGCAAUACCAAUACCAGAGAAGCUACUGAGCUUUCUGAUGGAAAAAGUUGCUCCUGUCCUACAGGCUGAAGCCAAAAAACUUCAGAGUGUCCCAGAAUUACUAGACGACAUCAAAAACGAAAUGGAAAUCGCUAAAGAUUACUUAAAAAAAGUCGAAGUAAAAGUUGACAGAACAGAAGAUCAAACAAAAGAGCAACUCAAACUAGUGACAAAGUUAAGAGCAUUAGUGUUCAAGAUUGAAGAUAUCAUGGACGACUUCAAGCUUCUUGAACCACCUAAACCAGGCAACCAACAAGGUGGCGGCAAAGGGUGUUUCGGGGGAAUCUCAGACGGGUUCAUUGAGGGAAUCUCCGAGUUCAUAAACCGGGGUUCAAAAGAAGUGGAUUCUUUCAAAGACAAACGCGGGAUGGCCUGCUCAAUUGUACGGAUCAAGAAAGCAAUGGAGAAGAUCAAAGGAAAAAGUUACGAGGAAUCGAUCUUCUCUCUCAAGGUAGACCCGGGAACGGACCGUAACCCUAGUGAGUACCCCCUUUAUAAGGAUGAGGAGGACUUUGUCGGGUUUAAGGACCGUCAAUCAGAAGUGAUCAACAAGUUGGAUUUGGAGAAGGAGGUGUAUGUUAAAGGGUUGUUUGUGUUAGCGGUGUGGGGUCAGCCGGGACUCGGGAAGACUACACUUGUUCAGAAAGUGUAUGAGAAUAAGGAUGUAAGGAAGAAUUUCAGUUGUUAUGCUUGGAUCACAGCAACCAAGCCUUACAAGAGUGUGGAUUUACUCAAGUGUUUGUUUAAACAGUUUAUCAGUAAUUCUUCUGCUGGAGAUGUUAAAGAAACGAGUAUUGCGAAGUAUCUGACGCCGGUACAGAAUGAGAGUUCUGUGGUGAUAAUUGUUGAGAAGUUGAAGAGUUACCUUACAGAAUUUCACCCCGAAAAUAGGUACUUUGUGGUGCUUGAUGAUGUCUCAGAAAUGGAAGAGCUCUCUAAGAUUCUUAAGGCAACACUGGUACCCAGCAAGAGUCUAGGUGGUAGAAUACUGAUGACAACGAAGAGCGAACACGUCGCUAAUUACUGGAAAACUUCAACUUAUUAUGGUGAAGCCUACAACCUGAAAGUUCUAUCAGAACAGGAUGCUAAGGCUCUGUUCAACAAGAAGGCAUUCGGAAACCAAGGAAAAUGCCCUAGGAAGCUCAAGAGUUUAAGGGACACGAUUGUGAAAGAAUGCGAUGGUUUGCCCGUCCUAAUCGAGAAAGUAGGGUCCACAUUCUCGACUACAGAUAAGUGGAUUGAGCUGUACCAUGAUUUCCAAAUCAACCCUGUUUCAAAGAGCUGGAGCAAGGAGAACUUGCUCUUUAGCGGCUAUCACGAGAUGCCUUAUCAUCUUAAGCCUUGCUUCUUGUAUCUGUGUAUGUUUCCUAAAGGUUGUUACUUUAAAAGGAUGAGGAUAGUCCGUUUGUGGAUUGCUGAGGGUUUUGUUGAAGCUAAGGACCAUAGCACUUACGAAGAAGCGGCUGAGGAGUAUCUCAAUGAACUUGUCGAAAGAGGCAUGGUUAAUCUGUUGAAGAGCGAUGAAACAGGAAGAAACAGGACAUUAAUUCUUCCAUGUAUGUGGCAACAUAUAAUGCUCCCAAAGUUGGCAGACCUAAGUUUUUGUCAAGUGUUACCAAAAAACAGGUUAACAACCAACAACCACUGUCGAAGGCUGUCGAUUCACAAGGAUGCACCAAACACUGUCAUCGCCCCAAGUGUCCGCUCAAUCCUUUCAUUUGUUCCUCUUAACAGAUUUCCUAUCUCAUGGUCAUCUCCCUUCCAAGAAGCUGAAUUCAGGUUAAAAGUACUUGACCUACAAAAUGCUAAGUUUGAUACAGUCCCAGAAGUGAUCGGGAAACUACAUAACCUGCGUUAUCUGUGCAUGAGAAACACCAGGGUUAAGGAACUUCCAAAGUCUAUAAGUGGACUUUGGAACCUUCAAACCCUGGAUCUCAAAAACACUGACGUAGUUGAGCUACCUGAAGGUAUUAAACGCCUUCACAAGCUACGGCAUCUUCUUAUAUGCCAUUAUGAUGAAAACAACAGGAUGGUGCCAGUAAAGAUACAUGAAGAGGUGUUUAAUAACUUCAAGGAGCUACAAAAGCUAGCAUUUAUGGAUGGAAGUAUCCAUUUACGGAAGGUGGGUGAUGGUUCUGAAAUCAUUGAUGGUUUAGUACCUGGUUUGGACAAGCUAACGCGGUUGAGAAGGUUGGCAAUUGAAAAUCUGACAGCUGAUCAGGUGAAAGCUUUGUGUGAGGCGUUGAUGAAUAUGGAACAGCUUCGGUCAUUCAGUGUAAGCAUGAAAAGUAAUGAUGAAGUGCUUGAUUUGAGCCACAUCAUAUCUCCUCCUGAGUUUUUGGAGCGGCUUUACUUAAGAGGGCCUUUGGAGCGAAAAGAAUUGCCAAAAUGGAUACAUAAACUGAAGCAUUUGGUUAGGUUGCGGUUGAAAAACUCAGGGUUUGUGAGUGAUCCACUUGAAAAGGUCAAAGUGAUGCAAGAGUUGCUAGUUCUUGAACUUGAUAAUGCGUAUGAUGGUAAGGUAUUGGAUUUUGGUUUCAAGGGAUUGAGGAAACUGGAAGUGUUACGUAUCAAACAGUUAAAAAACUUGGAGAUGGUAAAAGCUGGAGAAAAUGCUCUGUGUAAACUCCGUGUGGCUGAACAUAAAGAUUGCCCAAUAUUUGAGGAUGAGAAUAUCCACAUUCCAUCUCAAAUAAAGGACGUUCUCCAAGUGUUUAAACCAAGAACCAAAUCUCCAAAGGACCGCGUCAAUUGAUUUGCCUUCAAAGGGGGUUUUCUUUCUCUUGUGUGUGUUAUGUUUUAUGAAUUAUUGAUGAGUUAUAUUCAACUCGAGUAUGUUUGUUUGGGAGGAAAUUGUAUUUCAUGUUUUGACGGAAAACACUUCCCGGAAAAUGGUUUUCCAAAUUUAAAGGUGGAAAACAAUUUUCCAUAGGGGAAAACCAAAUGUUCUUUUGGAAAUAAGGAAAUGCUACAUUUUGUUCU